Psammomys obesus (fat sand rat) is the source of this 2971-nucleotide messenger RNA. RefSeq names its product pleckstrin homology domain containing A4 (gene Plekha4). The record is from RefSeq and is a predicted model, not a curated record. Lineage: Eukaryota; Metazoa; Chordata; Mammalia; Rodentia; Muridae. Bases 422 to 2758 code for a protein of 778 amino acids. The transcript is spliced from 20 exons.
GAGAGGGAGGAAGAGAGAAAGUGAGGAAGAGAAUGUGAAAAAAGAAAGGAAACAGAUGUGUGGGAGAAAGAGGAAGAGACUGAGAGUGGAGAGAGACAGCUGAAGAGAGAAGUGAAACGUGAGGGAACAAGGGGAGGAUUUUUAGACAGGAGAGACUGGAGAGAGGUGACAUAGGAAGACAGAGAGAGAGACAGAGAGAGGGAGAGGAGGGAAACUCACAAACAAGGCAGAGAAGAAAGGAAAGUGAAUAUCAGGUGAGGAGACAGACCAACAGAAAGGCAGUGUCUAAGACACAAAAAGACACAGACCCUAUCGCUGGGACACUAGAACUGGCCUCCUCUGACCUUCGAGCCCUGACCCAGCUCUGCUCAGCCUCCAUCAGUAGAGACACAGCCUCUUUCUCUUUCUCUGAAAGCUGUCGAUGGAGCAGGGCCGACCCCGGAGCAGCCUCAGCCUGGCCAGCAGCGCCUCCACCAUUUCUUCGCUGAGCAGCCUGAGCAGCAAGAAGCCUACUCGUGCAGUACACAAGGUCCAUGCCUUCGGCAAGAGGAGCAAUGCAUUGCGGCGAGACCCCAACCUGCCCGUCCACAUCCGUGGCUGGCUGCAUAAGCAGGACAGCUCAGGCCUCCGGCUGUGGAAACGCCGUUGGUUCGUCCUCUCUGGCCAUUGCCUCUUCUACUACAAGGACAGCAGAGAGGAGAGUGUCCUGGGCAGCGUGCUGUUGCCCAGCUACAGUGUCAGGCCAGAUGGGCCGGGAGCCCCCCGAGGCCGGAGGUUCACCUUUACAGCGGAGCACCCAGGCAUGAGGACCUACGUCCUGGCCGCUGACACGCUGGAGGACCUGAGAGGUUGGCUUCGGGCUCUGGGAAGGGCCUCUCGUGCAGAGGGGGAUGACUGUGGACUAUCUGGGUCACCUGCACGUCCGCAGCCUGGGGAAGGGCCGGGGGGCCCGGGAGGGCCCCCAGAGGUGAGCAGAAGGGAAGACGGUCGCGUCUCAGAAUCACCGGAAGUCGCUCGGCUGUCCAGAGGUCGUGGCAGACAUGGAAUGCACACUCCCAGCCCUACAGCUGGCCUGCACCCUGGCACCUGGAGUCGGCGGACCAGGAGCCCAGAGCUGUUCUCACCCCUGUCCCGCCCGCCCUCUCCUCUGAGCCUUCCCCGUCCUCGUUCUGCCCCGGUGCGGCGAUCCCCUGUCUCAGCAGGAGACAUUUCAGUUCCUGUCCGACCUCACACUCCCUUGAGUCGCAUCGAUGUCCGACCUCCUCUGGAUUGGGGACCUCAAAGACAGACCCUCUCCCGACCUGCCACUCCACGCCGAGCACCCUCCUCCGAAGCUGGCGGAGCACGGGCACCCAGGAGUCCCCAGCCCUGGAGAAAAGAGCCUAGAACGCAGUCUACCCAGGCCUCCUCUGGUUCAUCCACCUAUCUCCAGCUGCCUCCAAGACCCCCUGGGACCCGGGCCUCCAUGAUUUUGCUGCCAGGUCCCCCGGUGGACUCAACUUUGCAUCAGAGCUUGGAGACAGAUACUCUGCUGACCAAGCUGUGUGGGCAGGACCGGCUCCUGAGGCGACUACAGGAGGAUCUGGACAAGAGGCAGGAGGAGAAGGAGCAGCUAGAGGCAGCUUUGGAGCUGACCCGGCAGCAGCUGGGCCAAGCUACCAGGGAGGCUGCGGCUUCUGGGAAGGCCUGGGGUCACCAGCGCCUCCUGCAGGACCGGCUGGUGAACGUGAGGGCUGCUCUGUGUGACCUGGCUCAGGAGCGAGAGCAGGUUUGGGACACAUACAGGAGCCUGGAACAGGACCUGGGCACCUUAAGAGAGACCCUCGAGUACCUGCUGCACCUCGGGUCUCCCCAGGACCGUGCGUCUGCUCAGCAGCAGCUGUGGAUGGUGGAGGACACACUGGCAGGUCUAGGUGGCCAACACAGACAGCCCCCACAUACUGAGCCCAAGUCUCCAUCCCCGGCACCCAAAGGAGAGGAGUCCUCGGAGCGAGAGAGCCUCCCGGAGUCACUGGAGCUGAGCUCCCCGCAGUUGGCUGAGGCGGACUGGGGUGGACCCCCAGGAGGCGACGCAGCCCUCAGCAGCCCUCACUCAGGUGUUGGGUCUCCAAGGGUCUCCCGGGCAUCCAGCCCUGAAUAUCGACAGCCGUCCCCGCCGCUGAGAACGAAGGCCCCGGUGGCGCGACCUCGCAUGAGCGCUCAGGAGCAGCUAGAGCGCAUGCGUAGAAACCAAGCAUGUGGGCUCCCUCUCCCUCGCCCUGCCUCCCCGAGGCUCCUGACCCUAGGGAAGGCACUGUCCCCAGCUGGCCGCCAGCCUGAUGUGGAGCAAAGGCCUAUUGUAGGAGCUUCGAAAUGGCUCAGGAGUUCUGGGUCCUGGAGUAGUCCCAGGCACUCCACAACCUCUGCGCCCGUAUCUGAGGGCCACCGAGAGCGGGUCCUCAGCCUCUCCCAAGCUCUAGCCACAGAGGCUUCCAAGUGGCACAGGCUGCUGACAGCCUCUCCAGGGGAAGAAUCGGAUGCCAGGGGAGACCGUCUCCCGCCAGGCCCACAGCCUCCGAGUGAAGAACAGCCCCAGGCCACCUUGUCCCCAACUCCUCACAAGGCUAAUUCUGCCACCACAGGGUUCUCAUGCCAGGGGAGUGGGCGAGGCCUGGCCCAGUGGGAGCCCAGCUGGGACCCUGGGAACGCCCCUACCGCUCUGCCCCAGGAUGAGGGAGCAUGGCCCCUGAGGGUCACUCUGCUGCAGUCCAGCUUUUGACUUGCCUCUUCGCACUCCCACUCCCGAGUGGUGCAAGCUGGCAACACAGCCUUGAGGUUCGAGACCUUUCAGGUCCACAGGGGAGGGGGUCAUUCCCGCCUGUGUGCUAGGAGGGUCGGGCUGCCAUAGCCAAAGACUUAUUAUCCCAACACUGUCCAAACUUGGAUUAAAACUUUCAACUGUUAGUCAAUAAAUAGCUUUCUUCUCUCUGCA